This is a messenger RNA of Nymphaea colorata (pocket water lily), 1655 nucleotides long. Its product is annotated as molybdate transporter 2. Bases 55 to 1473 code for a protein of 472 amino acids. Gene Ontology annotation, molecular function: molybdate ion transmembrane transporter activity. The transcript has a single exon. Gene Ontology annotation, biological process: molybdate ion transport. NCBI's taxonomy places the organism in Eukaryota, Viridiplantae, Streptophyta, Magnoliopsida, Nymphaeales, Nymphaeaceae. The record is from RefSeq and is a predicted model, not a curated record.
AGCCAAUCAUUAUUCAUAAAGACUCCGGGGGAGAGAGAGAGAGAGAGAGAGGCCAUGGAGGCGGAGGAGGAGCAGAGAACCCCACUUCUCCCUCAGCACUCACACCGAUGCCUCUCCCACUGCACCGGCAGCUUCCGCUUGAAAACCAGCCUCUCGUCGGAGCUAAGCGGUGCCGUCGGCGACCUCGGCACCUUCAUCCCCAUAGUGCUGGCCCUGACACUGGUGAACCACCUGGACCUCGGCACCACCCUCAUCUUCACCGGCCUCUACAACAUCGCCACCGGCUACCUCUUCGGCGUUCCCAUGCCCGUCCAGCCAAUGAAGUCCAUCGCAGCCGUGGCCAUCGCCGAAGGCCCGAACCCUCUCACCGUCGCCCAAAUUGCCGCCGCCGGCAUAUCCACCGCGGCCGUCCUCCUCCUCCUAGGGGUCACCGGCCUCAUGGCCGUUUUCUACCGUCUUAUCCCGCUGCCGGUGGUCCGAGGGAUUCAGCUCGCGCAGGGCCUCUCUUUCGCCUUCUCGGCCGUGAAGUAUAUUCGCUUCUCCCAGAACGUCUCCACCGGAAAAUCUGAGUCUCCGCGGCCGUUCCUCGGAUUAGAUGGCCUCCUUCUGGCUCUGUUUUCCCUGUGCUUCAUCAUCCUGGUCACCGGCUCCGGCUCCGGCUCCGGCUCAGGCUGUUGCAAUGGACCCAGCACCUCCAGCAACAGAACCAACAAUUCGGAAUCAGGACACGAGGACCGGAAAACCCGGCCGCGGAUUCCGGCAGCGUUGAUCAUCUUUUUUAUUGGGAUUGCUCUGUGCUUCAUCAGGAACCCUGCGAUCGUGAAGAACCUCAAGUUUGGUCCUUCCAGAAUUUCUCUCUUGGCGAUCUCAAUGGAGGACUGGAAGGUUGGAUUCUUGAGGGCUGCCAUACCUCAGAUCCCCCUUUCCAUCCUCAACUCAGUCAUCGCAGUCUGCAAGCUCUCCACCGAUCUCUUCCCGGAGAGCGGCGCCCACGUGUCGGCGACGACGGUGUCGGUGAGCGUGGGCGCCAUGAAUCUCAUAGGCUGCUGGUUUGGGGCGAUGCCGGUCUGCCAUGGCGCAGGCGGGCUGGCCGGGCAGUACAGGUUUGGUGCCCGGAGUGGGUUCGCGGUGCUCGCUCUCGGCUUGGUGAAGCUGGUGCUGGGCCUUGUUCUGGGGAACUCGUUCAAAGAGAUCAUUGGGGAGUUCCCGACAGGGGUUUUGGGGGUUCUGCUACUGUUUUCUGGCAUCGAAUUGGCAAUGGCUUCCAGAGACAUGAACACCAAGGAGGAGUCUUUUGUGAUGUUGGUCUGUGCCGCGGUUUCGUUGACUGGCUCCAGCGCGGCGCUUGGGUUCGGCUGUGGGCUCCUGCUGUUUGGUUUGUUGAGGGCUAGGGAGGUCGACUGGGUUGGGCCGGUGAGAAGGAGAGGUUGGUUUGGGAAAUCUUUAGGAGAGGAUUCUGCUCAAGCUGAAUAAAUUGGUAGUCGCUUGAUCAGUUGAAGAGCGACCUUGGAAUCUGGAUCUGCCAUCCGUUUAUGACAAUAUGAAUGUAUGUUGCAGCUUAAGUUUAUGUCAAUCUGGAUCUGCCAUGAAUUUAUUUCAACAUAAAUGCAUGUUGUAGCUUCUGUUUAUGUCAAUACGAAUAUAUGUUUAGGUGA